GUGGAAGAGAGUAAGGGCUGUUGUUAAACAGUUUCUUACCGUAAGAGGGAGUUCAGACCUAGAUCUUUCCAGUUAAUCACACAACAAACUUAGCUCAUCGCAAUAAAAGGCUGCUCAGAGCCGACUGGUUCUUUUAGGCACUGAGUCGGAACAGGCUUCUCUCAGCCAGGCAUCUCGUCCAGUGGGAUCCGCCAGCGCGUCCGGCAGCACCAUGUGGGGGACCAAACUUCUGCCAGUCCUGCUGCUGCAGCAUGUCCUCCUCCAUCUCCUUCUGCUUCCCAUCGCCAUCCCCUAUGCAGAAGGACAGAAGAAAAGAAGAAACACACUUCAUGAAUUCAAAAAGUCAGCAAAGACUACUCUAAUUAAAGAAGACCCAUUACUGAAGAUAAAAACAAAAAAAAUGAACACUGCAGACCAAUGUGCCAAUAGAUGUAUUAGGAAUAAAGGACUACCAUUCACUUGCAAGGCCUUUGUUUUUGAUAAAGCAAGGAAACGAUGCCUCUGGUUCCCUUUCAAUAGCAUGACAAGUGGAGUGAAAAAAGAGUUUGGUCAUGAAUUUGAUCUCUAUGAAAACAAAGACUACAUUAGAAACUGCAUCAUUGGUAAAGGAGGUAGCUACAAGGGGACGGUAUCUAUUACUAAGAGUGGCAUCAAAUGCCAGCCCUGGAAUUCCAUGAUCCCUCAUGAACACAGCUUUUUGCCUUCGAGCUAUCGGGGUAAAGACCUACAGGAAAACUACUGUCGAAAUCCUCGAGGGGAAGAAGGGGGACCUUGGUGUUUCACAAGCAAUCCAGAGGUACGCUACGAAGUCUGUGACAUUCCUCAGUGUUCAGAAGUUGAAUGCAUGACCUGCAAUGGGGAAAGUUAUCGAGGUCCCAUGGAUCACACAGAAUCAGGCAAGAUUUGUCAGCGUUGGGAUCAUCAGACACCACACCGGCACAAAUUCUUGCCAGAAAGAUAUCCCGACAAAGGCUUUGAUGAUAAUUAUUGCCGCAAUCCUGAUGGCAAGCCGAGGCCAUGGUGCUAUACUCUUGACCCUGACACCCCGUGGGAGUACUGUGCAAUUAAAAUGUGCGCUCAUGGUACUAUGAAUGACACAGAUGUCCCUAUGGAAACAACUGAAUGCAUUCAAGGUCAAGGAGAAGGCUACCGGGGCACCAUCAGUACUAUUUGGAAUGGAAUUCCAUGUCAGCGUUGGGAUUCCCAGUAUCCUCACCAGCAUGACAUAACUCCUGAAAAUUUCAAGUGCAAGGACCUAAGAGAAAAUUAUUGCCGAAAUCCAGAUGGGGCUGAGUCACCCUGGUGUUUUACCACUGAUCCAAACAUCCGAGUUGGCUACUGCUCCCAAAUUCCAAAAUGUGAUGUGUCAAGUGGACAAGAUUGUUAUCGUGGGAAUGGCAAAAAUUACAUGGGCAAUUUAUCCAAAACCCGAUCUGGACUAACAUGUUCGAUGUGGGAGAAGAACAUGGAAGACUUACACAGGCAUAUCUUUUGGGAACCAGAUGCUAGUAAGCUGAAUAAGAAUUACUGUCGGAAUCCUGAUGAUGAUGCCCAUGGUCCCUGGUGUUACACAGGAAAUCCUCUCAUUCCAUGGGAUUAUUGUCCUAUUUCUCGUUGUGAAGGUGAUACCACACCUACAAUAGUCAAUUUAGACCAUCCUGUAAUAUCUUGUGCCAAAACAAAGCAAUUACGAGUUGUAAAUGGAAUUCCAACGCGAACUAAUGUAGGAUGGAUGGUUAGUUUGAAAUACAGAAAUAAACAUAUCUGUGGAGGAUCAUUGAUAAAGGAAAGUUGGAUUCUUACCGCAAGACAAUGUUUCCCUUCUCGAAACAAAGACUUGAAAGAUUAUGAAGCUUGGCUUGGGAUUCAUGAUGUCCAUGGAAAAGGAGAUGAGAAACGCAAACAGGUUCUAAAUGUUUCCCAGCUGGUAUACGGGCCUGAAGGAUCAGAUCUGGUAUUACUGAAGCUUGCUAGGCCUGCUGUCCUGGAUGAUUUUGUUAGUACAAUCGAUUUACCUAAUUAUGGAUGCACCAUUCCUGAAAAAACCACUUGCAGUGUUUAUGGCUGGGGGUAUACUGGAUCCAUCAGCUUUGAUGGUCUGUUACGAGUAGCACAUCUCUAUAUUAUGGGAAAUGAGAAAUGCAGCCAAUACCAUCAAGGGAAGGUGACUCUGAAUGAAUCUGAAAUAUGUGCUGGAGCUGAAAACAUUGCCUCGGGACCAUGUGAGGGAGAUUAUGGUGGCCCACUUGUUUGUGAACAACAUAAAAUGAGAAUGGUUCUUGGUGUCAUUGUUCCUGGUCGUGGAUGUGCCAUUCCAAAUCGUCCUGGCAUUUUUGUCCGAGUAGCAUAUUAUGCAAAAUGGAUACACAAAAUUAUAUUAACUUAUAAGAUACCACAGUCAUAGCUGAUGGAAUUUUGUCUGAAGCUUCAAUCAAUAGAAUUCUAUUUUACAUGAAGAUUUCGGAGAACAUGGAAUUAAAAUGUCACUUAAAGCAAUCCUAAGACAACUACUUGAGUGUCAUGUUUGUUAAGAUACUCAUUAAUAUUUAUGGGUGUUUUCUGUUGUUUUGUUUGUCAGUGUUAUUUUGUAAAUGUUGAAGUGAAUUAAGGUACAUGCAAGUGUAGUAACAUAUCUCCUGAAGAUACUUGAAUGGAUUAAAAACUGCAAAGGUAUAAUUGCUAGAUGAUAAAAGAUUUAUGGAAAAGUUCAAUUAAUCUCUCUACGCUGCUUUCCAAGGUUAGUUUAUGAAUAAACUGUAAGUUAAACAUUAUUUUAACCUCACGAAGACAAUUUAUACCUUUGUCCUUAACUUGUAACUCUAUAUUAAAUUAUAUUACCUUUCAUAUGUCAUACAUUAUAUUUCAUUCAUUUCUCUUCACUGUGUACCCUCUAAUACUGGUCCAUAUGCUUCCUACAAAAUCAUGUGCCCAACUAUGCAGACCUGGGUACACAUGUGCAUGCACUAGAGUUCAAAUCAUGGUAUAUCUAAUGUAACCUCUAAAUAUUCUGAAAGUGUGUUCCUGUAGUUUUUCCUUAAGAGAAAAAGAGAAAUUUAUAAAGACCAGUAGAAAUUUCAAGGAAAGGAGAAAGAAAGAAGUGACCAACUCAUUCUGUAUAUGUAAUCUGCAGAUGACCUCUCUACUGGUUGACAUUUAAGGUGUGGGCAUGACCCACAAAGUUAAGUAACACCUAAUCUAUGUGUUUAACUGUAUUUAUCAUCCUAGUCAUUGUGUAGUUUCUAAUUCUUAAAGGGAAGAGGGUUAUGUGUAUUAGUAUUAUUUCUUUCUUUUAAAUUUAGGGACCCUUAUUUAUGCAAAAUAUUUUUAGAUCUACUUUCCUAAAGUAUUUUCCUUAUUAUUCUUAGGUAAUUGUCUAACUGAAGCUUAAAAAAGUACUUAAGUAGGUUAAUUCUAAGACUUGCUGCUGUGAUUGGCUUGUAGCUCAUCUUCUUUAAAUUUUUAAAAAUUAUUUCAGAGGAAAAUUUCCAUGUUUCCAAAGAUUUGUAAAUAGACUUUCAUCAAACUAGGAAUUAAAGUAUAUAUUGAAGAAAAAAAA
This is a messenger RNA of Enhydra lutris kenyoni (northern sea otter), 3556 nucleotides long. RefSeq names its product hepatocyte growth factor. The record is from RefSeq and is a predicted model, not a curated record. Gene Ontology annotation, biological process: hepatocyte growth factor receptor signaling pathway; negative regulation of apoptotic process; proteolysis. The coding region runs from base 212 to 2404 and encodes 730 amino acids. NCBI's taxonomy places the organism in Eukaryota, Metazoa, Chordata, Mammalia, Carnivora, Mustelidae. Gene Ontology annotation, molecular function: serine-type endopeptidase activity; signaling receptor binding. The transcript has 18 exons.